AUGACCCCCGGCCAGCCAUACACAGCGUCUACGCUGUACCCAAGCCCAUCCGAAGCAUCACUAAAGCUACAGUUCCUGGGAAAGCAAAUCAAAGAUGUGCAGGCACCAGCAGCAAUCAUUGACGCAGCGGUGGUCAGGAGGAACUGCAAACUGAUGCUCGACACGGCUGAGAAGCUUGGGUGUACUUUCCGCGCCCACGUGAAAACUCACAAGACCAAGGAGUUGUCCGAAUUGCAAGUGGGAAAGGACUCAAAGUCUGUUAGAUUGGUUGCUUCGACACUCUCCGAGAUCGAACACCUAGCACCCUGGUUGUACGAAUGCAAGUCACGAGGCAAGGAGGUCAGUGUCUUUUAUGGGCUGCCUUUGUCAUUAUCUGCGGUAUCACGCCUGGCUGCGAUAGCGAGGGUGCUCGGGGAAGGGACGGUCGGUAUCUUCGCAGACCAUCCGACUCACGUCAAAGUUCUGGAUCAAGUGGACGAAAAGACAUGGCCCGGCAAGAUUCCAGUGUUCUUCAAUGUCGACGUUGGAUAUCACAGAGAAGGCGUUGCACCAGACUCAAAGCAGCUUGCAGAUGUAGCGUAUGCCAUGAAGGCAUCAAAACGCGCGACUCUCGCAGGCGUUUACACGCACUUUGGAUCCAGCUAUGGAGUGUCCAGCCCAGAAGAGGCACUAAAGGCCAUGGCCGGCGAGCUGCAGGGGUUGGAGCAAGGCGCGAUUGAAUUCCUGAAAUGUACUGGCGCAGACAUCAGCAGCGACCCGAAUGCUCCCAAGGUUGUCCUUUCUCUAGGAGCAUCACCCACGGCGACAGCAAUCCAGAACCUCUUGGAAGGCGGCGACGAGUUCAAGCAGUACCGUGCGGUGAUUGAAAAUUGCCAGAAGUCUUUCGAGGUCGAGUUUCAUGCAGGCGUCUACCCGGUGAUGGACAUGCAGCAACUCGCCACGAGAGCGCGACCACAACAUGCGGUUGCAAACCCACAGCAGAGUCUCCUCUCUUUCCAGGAUCUCGGCAUGCGGAUUCUCACAGAAGUUGCCAGCGUGUACCCAGAGCGCGAGGAGGUUCUCGUAGCCUCUGGGGGAAUCGUUUUCGGUCGCGAGCCAUGCAAGAGCUAUCCUGGCUGGGGAGUCGUUACGCCUUGGCCAGCGUCAGAAGGGCAGGUAUACGAUCCUGAAACGUCCAAGACUGGCUGGAUAAUAGCGCGGAUUGCCCAGGAACACGGUAACCUGACGUGGGAGGGUCCAAAAGACAACUAUCGCGAGCUGCAAGUUGGCGACAAACUUCUUGUGUGGCCGAAUCACGCAUGUAUAGCCAGCGCGAACUUUGGCUGGUAUCUGGUGGUGGAUUCGGACAAACCUGACCCUGAACGCAUCGACGAUGUCUGGGUACGAUGGCGAGGUUGGUGA
This is a messenger RNA of Zasmidium cellare ATCC 36951, 1401 nucleotides long. RefSeq lists its product as uncharacterized. The coding region runs from base 1 to 1401 and encodes 466 amino acids. NCBI's taxonomy places the organism in Eukaryota, Fungi, Ascomycota, Dothideomycetes, Mycosphaerellales, Mycosphaerellaceae. The record is from RefSeq and is a predicted model, not a curated record. Gene Ontology annotation, molecular function: D-serine ammonia-lyase activity. Gene Ontology annotation, biological process: D-serine catabolic process. The transcript has a single exon.